AAGAGGACGUGCGCGUCACCUCUUCUGUUUAGAAAUUAAUCUCUCAUUUAUUAUCUAUCGUCUUUCUCUAUCCCCCUGAAAGAGGGGUUACAACAUUUACUUGAAACUUAGUUUCGAAGGUUUUAACUGAAAACUUUUUUUUUGGGGCCAGUGGGUGCCGAUUUUUAUUAUCAAGUUGGUCUAAAAGCAAAGCUGGACUUUUAACUUUUUGUUUUAGUGCGUUCAUUUGUUAACGAUUGUGGUUUUAGAGAGCGUGCGACGUCCCACUCACCAGCGACGCCCCACACCAGCGACGCCCCACACCAGCGACGCCCCACACCAGCGACGCCCCACACCAGCGACGCCUCACACCAGCGACGCCCCACACCAGCGACGCCCCACACCAGCGACGCCCCACACCAACGACGCCCACAAGCAAGUUAUACAUCGUGAAGGUGGUGACCCCCAGCCCAAGAUGGCAGCCGUGGCGACCUUGACCUCCGCCAAGGUGGCCAGUGACCGGCCCAGGUUGACCUUGGUUGACCUGUGUGCCGGUUUGCCCCUUGACCCCCUGCCGCCCCCACGGCCCAGGGACCCCACUGUCCCUCACGCCCCGAUCAGGGCCCACAACCUCUCCCUGCAGCAACAACAGGUGGCUGUGAGUAACGCCCUCAGGUACUUCCCCAGAGAGUGCCACGCCCUGCUGGCAGAGGAGUUCGUCCAGGAGCUACGGUGCUACGGCCACAUCUACAUGUACCGCUUCCUUCCCAAUAUCCAGAUGAAAGCAUACCCGCUGGCGGAGUACCCAGCCAAGACCACGAAGGCCGCGGCGAUGAUGCACAUGAUAAUGAACAACCUUGACCCUUGUGUAGCCCAGUUCCCUCAUGAGCUCGUUACCUACGGCGGUAAUGGACAGGUGUUCUCCAACUGGGCACAGGUGUGGCUGGUGCUGCACUACCUCUCCCUGAUGACGGAGGAGCAGACGCUGGUGCUCUACUCCGGUCACCCGCUGGGGCUCUUCCCUUCUGACUCCCGCUCACCCAGGCUCGUCACCACCAACGGCAUGGUUAUCCCAAACUACUCCUCCCGAGCCCACUACGACGACAUGUUUGCCAUGGGAGUCACAAUGUACGGGCAGAUGACAGCAGGCAGCUACUGCUACAUUGGACCCCAAGGCAUCGUUCACGGCAGCACGCUGACGGUGCUCAACGCAGGAAGGAAGUACCUGAAGGUGGAGAGCCUGGCUGGACGGGUAUUGGUCACCUCAGGCUUGGGCGGCAUGAGCGGCGCUCAGGCGAAGGCCGCCGUCAUCUGUGGCUGCAUCGGGGUUGUCGCUGAGGUGAACGAGGUGGCAUUGAAGAAGCGCUAUGAACAAGGUUGGUUGGAAGAAUACACUGAUGAUCUUGAGGUGCUUAUUAAGAGAAUUCAGGAGGCAAGGACCAAGAAGCAGGUAACAUCCAUCGGGUACCUGGGUAAUGUGGUGAACGUGUGGGAGCGGCUGGUGCAGGUGUACCAGGAGACAGGCGACCUCCUGGUUGACUUGGGUACCGACCAGACCUCCUGUCACAUCCCUUUCCAUGGAGGAUACUGCCCUGUCCAGCUCACCUUCCAGCAAGCUGAGGAGAUGUUGGCCAAAGACCCCAAGAAGUUCCGGCAACUGGUAGAGGAGUCGCUGUGUCGCCAAGUGGCUGCCAUCAACACACUGGCCAAGGCUGGCCUCUUCUUCUGGGACUACGGCAACGCGUUCCUGUUGGAGGCUCGUCGUGCUGGCGCGGACGUGGGCGCUUCACAGGGAGACACUAUCAAGUUCCUCUAUCCAAGCUAUGUCCAGGACAUUAUGGGGGACAUCUUCUCCUUGGGGUUCGGUCCUUUCCGGUGGGUGUGUACAUCUGGCGAUCCAGAUGACCUGAAGAAGACAGAUGACAUAGCUUGCGCUGUUCUGAAAGCCAUCUGUGACGAGGGCAUCCCUGAGAGGACGCGGCAGCAGUACAGCGAUAACAUCAAGUGGAUCGUGCAGGCCGGAGAGCACAAGCUGGUGGUGGGAAGCCAGGCCAGGAUCCUCUACUCUGACCAGGUCGGCCGAGUGAGGAUAGCCCAGGCUUUUAACGAGGCCGUGAAGACUGGACAGCUCAAGGGACCAGUAGUGAUCAGUCGGGACCAUCAUGAUGUCAGUGGCACAGACUCGCCCUUCAGGGAGACAUCCAAUGUGUACGACGGCUCUGCCUUCACUGCAGAUAUGGCCAUUCAGAACUUCGUCGGUGAUGCCUUCCGUGGCGCCACCUGGGUAGCUCUCCACAACGGGGGCGGCGUGGGCUGGGGUGAGGUGAUCAACGGAGGGUUUGGACUCGUACUGGACGGCUCCGAUAUCGCUCACUACAAUGCCACACUCACCCUAAACUGGGAUGUCUCCAACGGCGUUGCCCGAAGAGCAUGGAGUGGUAAUGAGAAUGCUGAAGCAACCAUCAUCCGUUCUAUGUCCAAGGACCUACGACUCAAGGUCACCAUCCCGUACCAUGCUGACCCUGCCUUAGUGGCACGAGUCUUGGCUCAACAAUAGCGCCCGGUUCAUGCCUUUAGCUUAAUGCUAGUGCUAACUCCAUGCCCUGGCGAUCAGUGUUCUGGUAACUUGUGUCCUGACUCUCCAUUUUAAAGUGUAAGCAAUAACAAUGAAAUCUAAGGUAAGGCAUGGAUUCAACAAGUAUUUAAGUACCUGCUCACGAACCUCUACAUCUUUUCUCAAACUUUUGCUGCUUUGUUUACAUUUAUUAAACAGUUUACUAGCUCCGGGGCACCAAGAGGCUGUUUAUAACAGUACAUAAUAACAUUUGAUUGAGAAGUUUCGAUGCUCGUAAACUGUUUAAUAAAUGUAAGCAAAGCUGCCAAAGACUGAAAGAACAUGUACAGGUCUGUAAGUACAGUAGAUGAAUAAAUGCUUGUUGAAUCCUGGGCCAUAUUUAUAUCAGCGAGCUACCUCUACUGCCAGACCAUUGGUAGUAGAGAUACCUAUUCACUUUUUAAUAUCUCUUUGUAAAGAGAAUGGUUUGAAAGUGUCUUUUAAUCUGUUAUUUAUUACUUAUAUUUCAUUUAUAUUUUUAGCAAGGCACAAGUAGCUAUUAGAGGUAAGCUUAGGAAUAAGAACUGUUUGCUUUAUUUCAAACUUCAAUUAUGUGCAAUCCCUUUCAAUUUUCCUUACCAAUAACACACUAUGAAAAUAUAUUAACUAUCUGUAACAUUAUUGGAAUUAAGUGAGGGUUUGGGUAAAUUUUAUUAAGGAAA
Messenger RNA from Procambarus clarkii (red swamp crayfish), 3255 nucleotides. RefSeq names its product urocanate hydratase. The record is from RefSeq and is a predicted model, not a curated record. Gene Ontology annotation, biological process: L-histidine catabolic process. Gene Ontology annotation, molecular function: urocanate hydratase activity. NCBI's taxonomy places the organism in Eukaryota, Metazoa, Arthropoda, Malacostraca, Decapoda, Cambaridae.